GGCCAGGGCCCUCCGCAGGCGAGCCGGGCUGCGGUUUCCCUUCUCCGCCCCCGAGCUCCUCCUCCUUCGUCGUAGUCCCGCCCACCUAGGAAGCGACUACUGCGUCUGCACCUUUUUCCUUGUCCCCGCCCCCUAUCUAAACCGGAUGUUGACUGAUUUCCCAUAGUGCCUCGCGAGUGGCGGGCAUGAUAGCGAGGUCUGAAGAGUUGCUUGCGAGUUCAAGUCGUCAUUGUUGGGGUUGUUCUCUUGCGCUCGGGAGCUGCACAAGAUUGGGGCCUGGUCAGUGCUUUGUCUACGGGUGCAAUGGCGCUUCUCCGGGGCGUGUGGGGCGUGCUGAGUGCCCUGGGAAAGUCAGGAGCGGACCUCUGUGCGGUUUGUGGAAGUCGACUGCGCUCUCCGUUCAGUUUUGCGUAUGUACCAAGAUGGUUUUCAUCCACCCUGAGUGGUUUUCCAAAGAAGCCUAUGACUUCAUACGUUCGAUUUUCUAAAGAACAGCUACCCAUAUUUAAAGCUCAGAACCCAGAUGCAAAAAAUUCAGAACUAAUUAAAAAAAUUGCUGAGCUGUGGAGGGAACUUCCUGAUUCAGAGAAAAAGAUAUAUGAAGAUGCUUAUAGGGCAGACUGGCAGGUGUACAAAGAAGAGGUAAACAGAAUUCAAGAACAGCUAACUCCAAGUCAAAUGGUAUCUUUGGAAAAAGAAAUCAUGCAGAAACGUUUAAAAAAGAAAGCGUUAAUCAAAAAGAGAGAAUUAACAAUGCUUGGAAAACCAAAAAGACCUCGAUCAGCUUAUAACAUUUUUAUUGCUGAACGCUUUCAGGAAGCUAAGGAUGGUCCAUCACAGGUAAAGCUGAAAACUAUAAAUGAAAACUGGAAAAAUCUCUCUAGUUCUCAAAAGCAAGUAUAUAUUCAACUUGCUGAAGAUGAUAAAGUUCGUUAUUAUAAUGAAAUGAAAUCUUGGGAAGAACAAAUGGUUGAAGUUGGGCGAAACGAUCUUAUACGUCGCUCAAUGAAACAUUCAGCAAAGAAAGACACUGAGGAGUGUUGAAAUAGAAGGUUGAGCUAUGUUCGUAAUGGAUAGACACGAGAAACCAAUUAGGUCUCAAUACCUGAAGCUGUUGUAAAAUUAGAAAGGAUAAAGUUGGUAAACAUUUUAUAUUUAAUUCCUUUUCUUUAGCCUAUGGACUUUUGCCAGCCAGUUCAAUACAUAGGUAUUGAUGUCUUACUUUGGAAAACCCAAACAGAAAAGAAUUUAUGCAGAAUUUAUUUUGUGUUUAGGAACCACUAAGCAUCAGAAUAAUUCAUGAAAUGUAGCAGUGAAUCGUUUUACCUUUGUUAAAGGUAAAUCAGACUGUGAAGACUUUUUAUACUUGAUGGCUAUGGAAAGAGUAUUCUUGUUUCCUUAUAUUAUGGAGGCAAGUUUCCUAUUCAAAAAUGUUUCAAAUUUUGUAGAAGCCAUAGUGUUCUAUGAUAUAAUUGUGUAUUUUUAAAAGAGCAUCCAGAACUCAUCUUGGUAAAUUCCAAAUCCUAGGUAUAAUUCAUGUUGUAGUCAGAGUCGAUGGUUGUAUGUGGAAAGGAUUGCUGGUGCAACUUUUAUAAAAGUGAGAGAUUUAUAACCCUUUUCUUCAUCAUCUUUUUUCCUAUAGUACAAACUAAAAAAUUAUGUACCAAAUCUAUGCGUAAUGUUUUAUAUUGCAGAGAAUAAAAAUGUAAGUGUUUC
This is a messenger RNA of Sus scrofa (pig), 1716 nucleotides long. RefSeq names its product transcription factor A, mitochondrial (gene TFAM). The record is from RefSeq and is marked provisional. NCBI's taxonomy places the organism in Eukaryota, Metazoa, Chordata, Mammalia, Artiodactyla, Suidae. Gene Ontology annotation, biological process: regulation of transcription by RNA polymerase II.